ACUAAUUAUCUUAAUUUAAUUAAAAAUAAAGCAAAAAGUAGACAGACUUUCACAAGAAUGGAAGCCUUAAAUAAAAAUUCAGUAAUGAGCCAACUCUGUAAUAAGCAUAACUCAAACUACAUUUAUUUAGAAAAUGAAUAAACUUCAUAAGAAAAUCCUUUAGCCUGCAGUUAAUGUUACUUGGAAAAUAGAGAAAAAUAAUAUAUAAUUAUUUAAAAAGUAAUAAAUAGCGAUAAUAAAAAACCAGUAAUGAAUUGGCCAAAAGGAUUUACAAAUUAGGCUUACUAAUUUUUAGAUUCACAGCAAAAAGAUAAGAAAGUAGAAUUGAAACAGAAAAUAAUUGAUUUCUAUCAAUAACUUGAGCGAUAAAUCUAAUCAGAAUUAGAAUUGUCAAAAUAAUAGUAAAUAAAAUAAUUAGACGAAUAUUUCCUAGAUUUCUCUGAAAUGUAAAAUUUCUAUUAUGAAUAUUUCAGACUUAAAUAGCUGAAAGAGCUCAUGGCAUAUGAUGAUAAAUUAAUAACUUAAUAAUAUUAAAGAUUGCUAAGAUAAUUAAACAACUAAAAUAAUAAUAAUACAACUAUUGAAACUUGUUUAUAAUAUCUCUAUAGAAGUAUAGAAAUGUAUAAAGAUAUUGAUAAAUAGAUUAUCUUUGAAUUUGAAAAAGUAUAAUAAGAUUUAAAGAAAGCUGUUUAAGAAAUUAGAAUUUUACCUCAAAUGUCUCAACAUUUUCAGAAACCUCAAUUAUUAUCUCAAAAUAUAGGAUUAUCUCAAUAUAAUUAAUAACUUUAAGAAGUUUAAUACUUUCCCUAAUCUUAAAUAUCAAAUAAGAUUAAGUAAAAUGAAAUACUUAAAAAGGCUCAAUAAUCUCAAAUAGAAUAAAACUAAAUAAAUUAAUCCAGCUAUUAGAAUAACUAAAGACUGAUGAAUACUUCGAAAACUAACAAGUUGCCUAUACCAUUUUACCCAAAUAUAAUUGCUCCUUCCGAAAUAGGAAUAAUUUUCUCUUAAGAAAUAAAAGACCAAAUGAGUUAAAAUAACUCAAUAAAUUUUUUAAGAUUUAAAAAUGAAUUUUUUUAAGAAAAACUAACAAAAUUAAUAAUUGAACCCAUUGACAUGAGCUAUAAUUAAAAGUUAAAUUAUUCAUAUUUUUUAAAUAAGUUAUAAAAUAUGUCCAAAGAUGUUUUUAAUAUUUAUAACUCAAAUAAUGAAUAAUAACUAGCUUAAUAAAUAGUAAUUUACAUUAAUAAAAAUUUGCAUAAUGAAAUUAAUUAAAUCUUGCUUUCUAAGAAUUCUAAGCUAGUUGAAAAGUGGGUACCUUUGAUAUCAUUGUAUUAGAAGUCUCUCUGUAUAUACAGUGAUAUUUAACUAAAAAAUAAUUAAUAAUAAACGAACAAACAUUUGUAUAGACCAGCUUUAAUACCAGAAUAUCACUUCAACUAACUGAUAUAAAUAAAUAAUAAUAUUUGCUUUACUUCAUUUUAGACUUUUGUUUCUUAUUCCUCAAUAGCAAUUCAGUAUAUUUUAAACUAAAAAUAAAGCAAUGAAAAUAUCAAUGUGAUAUUUGAAUACAAACCUGAAAUCAAUUAUUCCUCAGCAUAAAGAAUAAUUUAAAUAAAUUAAGAAUUUAUAACUUAACCAAUUAUUGUCUAUAAAAUAAUUGAUAUUAAAAAAUUUACCUUAAAUAAUAAAAUUUUCUAUGAAGUUUAAAUACAAAAAAAUGAACAUUGA
Molecule: messenger RNA, 1728 nt
Organism: Tetrahymena thermophila SB210
Lineage: Eukaryota; Ciliophora; Oligohymenophorea; Hymenostomatida; Tetrahymenidae
Exons: 1
Source: RefSeq, a predicted model, not a curated record